AUGACUACAAUCCCUGCUCCCACCAUCGUACUCCCUAAGGAGGAGUGGGCCGACGCCGAUUUCGACCUUCCCGACGACGAUCCCAUCCAUGCAUCCGACGCUGAGUCGGACAAGGAGGAGGAGGAGGACUGGGAUAUGGAGAUGGAUCUGGGAAAGACGGGCGGAGCCAAGGCGCAGCUUGUCCUCAAGGGCAUGGCUGCGAGGUCAGGUUCGUCCAAAAAUGCUUCCCAGGUGUUCACCAUCCGUCCUCCGCCCCCACAAACCCAAUCUACCGACGAAGAAGACGACGAUGAGGGCGUGUCUACCAUCAAGGUAGCCGCACUACCCAAGGCUGCCUCUGCCAAACCACCGCAGAGUCCCAUCGACGAGGAUUUCGAGGAUGGCUUCGCCCUGCCGUCGGACCUUACCACACUCUCCCUCCGGCCUCUAUCUCUCGCUCACCGCACCUCUAAGUCAUCUCUCGAAUGGGGCGACAAGGACCAGACUUCGUCAUCUCAAUCUUCUGACACCUACUCCAACUUCGGCUUUGCAGAUAACUCGCCUUCAUCCAACUACACCUCGGCCUCUCUUCCGGAGACUGAGACGGACGAGGAUGAGGAAGAGGAUGAUAUCCUGGAUGGUCUUGACGUCCCAACAGGGCUCUUCGAGUCUGGAUCUGGUGCGAGGAAGCUAGGCAAGAUCCUCGAGCUCAAGAAGAAGACCGCCUUCGCCGACGACCGAUUGAAGGUCGUCUCCCCCGAUCCCGAGGAUGACUUCGAGAUUGGCCUCGAAAUAGGCAAUGAUACCGAGCUUAGUCCUAGUCGCCUGCUGCAGACCGCCCAGGCAGUCGUGCGACCCACCACAUCGUCUCGCAGCAAGAGCGCGCCACCACGGCCGCCCGUGGCACUCCGUCCGCCGUCACGGUUGAAGAGUGACCGCGCGAAGUCUCCCAAUAAUCCCCCCAUUUCCUCUAUGUCGCAACUGCGUCGGAUAACCGCUCCCGCCUCCCCUCCCCCGAGCAGGACAGCACAGCCCUAUCGCGCGCAGACGUACAGCCAGGCUGUUGCGUCUCCCUCCUCAAUGACCUUCCUCGCUGCUAAGCCGGGAAGCCUCCGUGUCCAGAAAUCGACGUCAGGACUUAAGCCUCCAUCGCCGCCGGUAUCGCGGAAACUUAGCCGCAAGGCUUCCCUACCGUCCAUGUCAGAAUCCAAUCAACCCCAAGCGUCAGGCUCUGGGUCGGGUUCUGCGGCUUUGGGCAAUGCUGCUGUUGCUCGCUACGAGACACCUACGGCGUCGUCCAGGGCGAAGGUGCAUACUGCUACGACAAGUCGCUUGCACGGCUUGGACUACUAUGUUCCGCCUACACGUCCCUCCACCCCGUCUUCCAAUCCUGCGGCGCUCCGACUGACAAUGCCUACGUCGUCGUCAAGAAUGAAGUCCCGCACGCCAAUUUCCAAUGUAUUUCCUCAACAAGCAGGCCCUACGUCUGCUCCUCCAGCCCGCGCUACAUCACCUCUGCCUCCUGCCCGUCCUCCUUCCCGUCCCCCGUCAGCUGCCUCAUUAGCCACAUCAGCGGCGUCACUGCGGGUGAAACAUUCCCCCAGCGCAAGUCUCCCUUCCGCGCCGAAGGUGCUGAAGAAGCCGAAACGAACACGCACGUACGGCGACGGGACGGAACUUGACUUGUUCGAGGAUCUCCCAACAGACCGUGAGAAGGAGGGCAAGUAUCGUGUACAGCCGAAAGGCUAUGGGAAUCGCGUACCCGGCGCGUCGUAUCCAAAAACUUCAGAGCCCUCAGCGACGGGCACGAUUCGGCGAAAAGCGACCCGCAAUUUCUCCGGAAGUGCGCCAGCUCCGAAGACGCUCAAACGCACCGCCCGGAUUGAGUUCCCGUCGAAGUCAACAGAACCGACAAAGCCGGAGUACACCAAGGAUGCGGAAGCGAAGAAGAGAAAGGUUACGUCUCCGCCACAUACCAGGAGAAAACCGACUCUUAUUCGCAACUUGGGUGGCGCUGGCGCGGCCAAAGGUACGAGGAUUGUCAGAUUGCGAAGAUCUGCACGAUACUCACACCUACACCACGCUGUAGUCGUCGGGGAGAUGAAAUGGAACCCAACCACAUUACGCUGGGAAGGGAACGACUCCGCUCUUAAGGAGUUCGACGCCGCGACAGUAUCGACUCGACCUGCCCUCAUCACCCACCUUACAGGGUCGUCCAUCGGCUCGCCAGUAGGGUCGUUUGCUUCUGGUGCCCGUGUUGUCGGCAACAUGAUCUUCGACCCCAGUCGCAUGUGCUGGAUAUCGACGCUCCCGCCAGAUGAGGAUGAGCCGGACGUCUUCGCCGAGCUCGCAGACGACGAAGAUGAUGAUGACUGGGAAACGAAGGGCGGCACGAUACGCCCUGGCCAGCAGCUUGUCGGAUCUCAAGGAUCCAUCGCCCCGUCCGACCAGUCGUCCAACUCCUCGGUCUCCCGUGUGGAGGCGCCCAGCCCGGCCCGAAGCCACACACGGAGCAUGUCCGAGUCCGAGAGCGACCGGUGCUCGCGGGCGUCGAUGGUCUGCGACGUCGACGACUCGUUCGUCGAGAAGUGCCGGCUCGCGGAAGAGCGCCACCGCUCGGAGCUCAAGAACUGGCUUUCCGUGGGCUACGAUGUCUUCGCCGACCCCGACCGCUCGUACUUGUACGAGAUCCGUGCGCUCGCCACGCGGCAGUAUUGA
Molecule: messenger RNA, 2697 nt
Organism: Dichomitus squalens LYAD-421 SS1
Lineage: Eukaryota; Fungi; Basidiomycota; Agaricomycetes; Polyporales; Polyporaceae
Exons: 2
Coding region: 1-2697 (898 amino acids)
Biological process (GO): regulation of Ras protein signal transduction; mitotic spindle orientation checkpoint signaling
Cellular component (GO): mitotic spindle pole body; SIN/MEN two-component GAP complex
Molecular function (GO): GTPase activator activity
Source: RefSeq, a predicted model, not a curated record